AUGUCGACGGCGCCUCGUUUUAUCGUCUCCACCAAGGAGUUCCCCCCCGCUGAGCGGGCAGUCUUCCUUGAGUCUUCAUUCUUUUCGCGCAACGGACCGGGCGCUGAACUACCGUCCCCCGCGGACGUUCGCGCGAGGAGCGACAUUCAAAAUUCGCAGAAGAUGAAAUACCGGAUCCCACCAGUUCGAUACGAGGAGCUUGGCCUCAUUGUCAAGUUUGGACGCGCACCCCAGGUGAGGGUAGAUGAGGGCCAGUGUCUUUGGGCGUUGCGCCAUGCCCUGCCAAAAGUCCCCGUCCCCACCCCAAAGGUGUAUGGCUGGACACACGAUCACGGCCAAGUUUUCAUCUAUAUGGAGUUGGUGCAUGGCGUCACCCUGGCCCAACGCUGGGGAUCUCUCAAUGAGAUUGAGCGCAACAAGCCGACUAACGACCAAAAUCUGUACCGUUACUUACUUGCUUCCAUUGAAAAGGCCACCUCAAUCGUCAGGCGCCCAGCGAUAUCAUUUUCGAAAGCCCGCGAAACGACCCUCCGGGGGGGCCGUUCCAUUCAGCUACUGAAUUUUAUGGUUGGCUAUCCAUCUUGA
Messenger RNA from Chaetomium globosum CBS 148.51, 585 nucleotides. RefSeq lists its product as uncharacterized. The record is from RefSeq and is a predicted model, not a curated record. The transcript is spliced from 2 exons. NCBI's taxonomy places the organism in Eukaryota, Fungi, Ascomycota, Sordariomycetes, Sordariales, Chaetomiaceae. Bases 1 to 585 code for a protein of 194 amino acids.